AUGGAAAACCUCAAAAUCGCAUGGCAUGACAGCAGGAUUUAUAAUCGAGAAAACUCUAGCUACAUAAAAACAUUUCCUUUUACCUAUGAGCUAACUCCCCCUCCGUGAACGAACAAAAUUUUUUGUUUGCUCACGAGGAGGUUAAAUAUUUUUUUCAAAAUUUAUGUUUUUAUUAAAAUGAUAGCUGCUUAAAUUAACCAGAAUUAGCUGGAUAUUUCGUUAUACUAAUUAUCACUUAUAUAUCAAAAAUUUUUGUUCACUAACGGAGGGUGGGUUUUUGGUCAAAAAAUAGGGAUUUUUCCAAUCGUUUUGUUCGCUCAUGGAGGGGGGAGUAAGAGCAUUUUCUGAAGUAGAAGAAACCAUCAGGUUCUUGCAAUCUGAAAACAAUCCAUGGGUACUGGUGACCUCUGGCAGAAAUGGUGAGGCAUUAGCUAGCCGUGUCUGUGAUAAUCCAAAUGUGAUAGGGAUCAUCAUUUUUUGUAUGAAUCGGAGAAAAAACAAAAAAUUGUUAACUAAAUACCCAAAAGUAAAAGAAAUUGUAACAAGGGGGUUUCAUGAAGUCCUUGAUCAUGCUUCCAAUAUUUUUAACACUUAUGUAGCCCAUACUGUCUCGCAAUUAAAUGAAGAUCCUAGUGUCGGUAUGGUUUCUCUGAUGGAGGCAUUGAAUCCAAUUGCGCCUUUAAACCAAAUCAAUAGCCCAGAUUACUAUUAUCACAUGCAAAAUGAACUUGAAAUGAGCUUUUUAAUGGUCAUCAAGCUAACAUUAAAAAAUAGAAAUAUAUCAAGACGUAAGGUUUUAGCUGAGCUGUUAGCUUUAAAUCCAUCAAGAGCAAGUGAAGUUAAAAAUGUCUUCAAUCAAAAUAGGAGAGACCUACUAAAAUCAAUUAUAUAUACUUAUUCCUCAAAUUUAGUAUAUAGGCAGCUAAAUGAGUGCUAUGCAAGCAACAACUAUCAUAAAGUUAUGAACAUUACAGCUGCUUGUAUGUGUGAAUUGCAAGCAAGAUCAAGCUUUCUGAUGCUCCAAGAGGAAACUGUCCUGUAUAGAGGUGUAGACAUUCCAGAAAACCAACUAAUUGACUAUCAAAUUGGGCAAUUAGGAUUUUGGAGUGCUUUUACUAGUACAACUACAAAUGAAGCAGUAUCAAGAAGCCCUCCAUUUGGAGGAAACGUUCAGUUUGAAAUUCAUCUGUCAAAAACAAUACGUCAUCCUCAUAUAGUUCUUGAAUCUGGAUGGUCAAUGCAUAAUAGAGAAAACGAAGUUCUUUUGUUGCCUUAUUUCCCAUUUAAAAUCACAGAUAUUGAAGAUUUAGGCAACUAUAAAAAAAUAAUUGUUCAUCAAAAUGAGGCGCAUCUUUCACUUUCUCUUGAUAGUCAGGCACUGAAUGAGUACUGACUCAAUAGGUUUAUAAAUGAAGUUUCAGUCCCGUUUUAUAAUCUCUGUGAACAAAUUCACCACAGAAUCGCUAUUUACGUAGACUACAGAAGCUAUUUUUACAUUCAAAAUCGGGAAUUUCAAGGCGAAACUAACUUCCAAAUAGAUUUACAGAAGGCCAUUUGCAAGGUCUACAGAUUAAAGAUAAUGAAUAAGUCAUUUAAAACUCGCCUUGACAGUAGUGCAUCAAUAAUUAAUUACUGGGGAAUUCUAAAAGAAGAUAUAAUAAAUGACAUGGGAAAAGACCUCAGAAAAAAAAUUAAAGACUUUUUUGCACCAGAUUUCAUUAAUAUGAGAAAAAGCAUAUCAAAGGUGAUGAACGAAGAAAUGAUUAGUACAUUUGAGGUACCUUUGAAUUUGUUGUAUCAGUGCAUUCAGCCGAUUUUUAAUGAAGUUGAAAAGAACCUUAUACAGUCUGCUCCAAAUUUACAUCAUAAUAGUAUGCAAGACAGUGAUGGAUAUAUUGAAUUUUUUUGCAGAAAGGUGGUGAUAGAGAUGGGAACGGUGAUGGCUGGGCAAAAACUAAAUAUAGAUCACACCACAGAGGCCAUGAGAAUCAAAUUGAAUGAGCAGCUAGAAAAACUGAAGACAAGGAUUGCAAUAGUAUUGGGGGAGAUUAUAUUUUAA
Molecule: messenger RNA, 2059 nt
Organism: Blepharisma stoltei
Lineage: Eukaryota; Ciliophora; Heterotrichea; Heterotrichida; Blepharismidae
Source: the annotation of a GenBank genome assembly